CCGGAUCACAGAAGCAGUUGGUCAGAAGGAUCUUCCAGGUCAAGAAACUUUCCUUGCGCUCACCCAACGGCAUCUACAUGGUGGUAUGAUCACUGCGAAACCACGGAUGCUGCGGAGGGACAGACUGAAAUAAACAGGUUAUGGAUUUGAACCUUCCCUGUUUGAUCCUCUUCAUCCUGAUUGGCUGCGUCCAAUGCUCCCCUGACGACCGCCACAACAACGGCACCGGUCACCAUGAUUACUGUGUGCUGGGUGCUGGGCCCGCAGGACUGCAGAUGGGAUAUUUCCUCUCCAAGGCCAAACGAGACUACGUCAUCCUGGAGAGGAACUCUGGGCCGGGCAGCUUCUUUAACAAGUAUCCCCGGCACAGGAAGCUCAUCAGCAUCAACAAGAUCUACACGGGAAGGCAGAACCGAGAGUUCAACAUGCGCCAUGACUGGAAUUCGCUGCUGAGCGAUAGACCUGACCUCCUGUUGAAGAGAGUGAGCAGAGAUUUCUUCCCGCCAGCUGAUACCUUCCCGGUCUAUCUGUCCAUGUUCGAGAAGGAGCUCGGGCUGAAGGUCCGGUACGGUGUGGACAUCGGAAGGAUCAGGGCAGUGCAGUCACCCGGUGGCAGAAGCUACAUCCUGACUGAUCAACAUGCAUCGGACUACAAAUGCAGGGUCCUCCUGGUAGCCUCGGGUUUGUGGGUUCCUCAGAAGGUCGAGUUUGUCGGUUCAGAACUGGUUGAAGGCUACGAUUCCAUCUCCACCAAUCCUGAGGACUACAAGGACCAGGCCGUACUUAUUCUGGGCAAGGGGAACUCGGCUUUUGAAACCGCCCAGAGCAUCUCGGGAAGAGCGAGAUUGGUGCACAUGCUCAGUUCCAACCCCGUUCGACUGGCCUGGCAAACACAUUACGUUGGAGAUCUCAGAGCUGUAAACAAUGAUCUUAUAGACACAUAUCAGCUGAAGUCCAUGGAUGGGUUGGCCGAGAUCCCCCUGGAUAAAAUAGCUAUCACUCAACUUAAGGAGCAAGGCAGGAGGAGAUCGGGCACAAAGAGGAAAGAGAAGAAGGGACAGUUCUACGUGACUUUAAAAAAGUACCUACAACAUCAGGAAGAGAAGAACAGCUCUGAUGUGACAGGAGAAGAAACUCCCGGGUAUCACAUUGACAACUUCUCUAUGCGAAAGCCUUACGACCGGGUGAUAUCGUGCCUUGGAUUCCGGUUCAACUUCAGCGUAUUUGACAGCUCUGCCUGCCCCAUGAACAGUGACAAUGCAAAAGGGAGGUUGCCGAGGCUGACAGCCUGGUAUGAAGGGGAGAACACCCCUGGCCUGUUUGUGAUGGGAACCGCCGCUCACUCCAGAGACUACCGCUCAUCUGCCGGCGGCUUCAUCCACGGUUUCCGUUACACAGUGCGAUCUGUACAUCGUGUACUUGAACAGCGUUACCACAAUAACCCUUGGCAAUCGACAAAACUGUUGACAACGCAGCUGCAGUCCUGGAUUCUGAAGCGGAUCAACGAGGCCUCUGGUCCAUACCAAAUGUUUGAGGUGCUUGGGGAUGUUAUCCUUCUUCGUGGCUCUCACGCUGAAUACGUGGAGGAGUUUACACUCCAGGCCUUGCCUCAGUUCUCCUCUCUCUCAGGCCACGAGGUCUCCAACCACGGAUUCAUAGUUCUGGUCAUGCAGUACGGGAAGAAAAAGAUAGACUACUUGGGGCGGGGCAGGGCUGACACAGAAUGGACCAGAGCGUGGAAAUCCAACUUCCUGCACCCUGUUUUAUACUACUAUGACAAACUUCCCACUGAGGAAGAAAUGAAUCUCCGUCCCUCCGGCUGGCCUUUACCAAGGCCCAAGGCUAUUCAUCACAUGGUGGAGGACUUCCUCACAGAAUGGGAGACUCCCAUAUCUCAUAUCCAGCCACUGCGGCGCUUCUUGGAGCACUGUGUCCAGACUGACCUCAAGGCCUUCUAUGCCGAAUCUUGUUUCCGCUUAUCCCUCACCCACCGCAAUCCGCCGCUGUUUUGUCAGCACGGAUACUUGAAGCAGCAGGGUGUCGCUCACAGCAGUCAGCUGUGGCAGCACGAUGAUAACCCUGGACUGAUGCCUACUGAGAAGGAUGCAGGCACAUCAGAGGCUGAUCUCGCAUUCCCAAACUACCUGGCACAAGCUGGAGCCUCCAUUUCUUCAGGACUGAAACUUGACUUCUGAUUGUUUUGCCAAAGCAUGUUAAAGUUGGUAAUCUUGAGAAACUAGAAAGUAGCGACUACGCUAGAUAAAAAAAAUGAUCCUACCAAAAAAUCAAGCCCAAUGUUGCCAACUCUUGUCCAAUGAAAGUAGUCCAUUACAGUCCUCCAACACCUACAGUAGAAUAUUACUAAGCCUACCUUUUAAAGCUAUGACUAUAAUGCUGUUUAAGUCCAUCAGACCUUCUACCUCUAGCACCCAUAAUAAAACCCCUCAUAAGAUCAAAUAUCUUGACAGCAUACCAUAAUACAGAUCAGUGUUUCCCAGCGUUUUGGGCUUGUGACCCCUUUAAAAAAGGCAAUUUACAAAACCUAACUUAGUCAUAAUGUAACUUGACAAUUAAACCAAAGAGUGAAUGUCCUUUUGUUUAUUUUGAUAAUGUUUAAGGGUCCAAAUAAGUACAAUUAUUCAGUAAUUCACAAGAGUAAAGCAAAGAUUAGAGUAAAAUCUGAAAAAUGAAGCAUAACUAUUUGGUAAUGAACUCACGGCUCCUCCUACUUCAUCAUUAUGUGACCUAUUGGGGACCCGACCCUCAGGUUGGAAACUGCUUAUCACUGGAACGGCAUUUUGUCCCUUGAAUGUUCUAUUGUUAUACCGUGACAAAAUAUCUAUAUACAUUAUAUUAUGCCAUUUUCAUAUCAUAUAAAUCUAGAUCAUAUGAAACUAUAUAGGUGGAGGGUGGGUGUUAAAAAGUUAUUAUGCAUUAUACAUUUUCCUUGGUUGUUACCUGGUGAAACAUAUAUUA
Molecule: messenger RNA, 2976 nt
Organism: Anoplopoma fimbria (sablefish)
Lineage: Eukaryota; Metazoa; Chordata; Actinopteri; Perciformes; Anoplopomatidae
Gene: foxred2
Product: FAD-dependent oxidoreductase domain containing 2
Exons: 11
Coding region: 141-2195 (684 amino acids)
Molecular function (GO): flavin adenine dinucleotide binding; monooxygenase activity
Source: RefSeq, a predicted model, not a curated record